Messenger RNA from Plodia interpunctella (Indianmeal moth), 3082 nucleotides. RefSeq names its product potassium channel subfamily K member 18-like. Bases 445 to 1848 code for a protein of 467 amino acids. The transcript has 3 exons. Gene Ontology annotation, molecular function: potassium ion leak channel activity; outward rectifier potassium channel activity. NCBI's taxonomy places the organism in Eukaryota, Metazoa, Arthropoda, Insecta, Lepidoptera, Pyralidae. Gene Ontology annotation, cellular component: plasma membrane. The record is from RefSeq and is a predicted model, not a curated record. Gene Ontology annotation, biological process: stabilization of membrane potential; potassium ion transmembrane transport.
GAAGCAACAUGGCCGACGCGCCGGACUCAUUUUCAUUGUAGUGACAUAUUUUUUUAAAUAGAACAAAACACAAUCUUUAGUACUAGCAAGUUUUACAUAAUUUUUCAUUGUGUGUCAAUUCUAAAUGUGAAAAAUUGCCGAAAAAGAACGAAAACAUUGUUGCACAGUGUAUAAAAUGACAUAUUUCGUAGAUAUUGUGGAUACAUAGAAGAUACACUAUGUUGACACGUCCCUUGAUUUGUGGUUAUCAGUGAAGAUGAGUGACUUCAAUAUUUCCAGACUAUCUGAACACUGCUAAAUUAUAUAUAUAUUUUCAUUUCGCAUUGUAAAAAUAAACAGCAAAUAAGAGAAGAUUCGAUUGUCCGUGACUUUUGAUUGAGAGAUGACUUGUACCGAAAAGCAAGAUAAGUAAAUAGAACUAACCAUGCAUCGUCAAAUAUAUACAUGAACAUGGAUAAGAAUAAGAAAAAGAAUCAUGUGAAUAGUAAAUAUAAAAAGAAUGGAAAAUCUGAUAACUAUAGAGCAGAAGAUGACAUCAUCACAACAUGUUGUCUGUGUGUCAAAACGAAAAAAAGUAAAAAGAAAACUUUGGUUGCCGGCUGCGUAACUAAUCUUGGGAUAUUCGUUUUACUACUGGCUUAUACUUUGCUCGGUGCUUUUAUUUUCUUAGCAAUUGAAGGCAGCGCUGCAAGGAUACAUCAAAAAACACUAGCAACGACUUCGUAUCAAGCAACUGAACAAAAAGUGCCGUUGUCUAAAAUAAAUGGAAGUAUAAGCCAGGCUAGUGCAGAACUGAGAUCGCAGACGGUAGAAAGCAUUUGGGAGAUAACAGUUUCAUUAAACAUACUGUAUAAGGAGAAUUGGACCAGACUAGCGGCGCAGGAGAUUGCGAGGUUCCAGGAGAAGCUGGUGGCGAGGGUGGCUGCAGAUGUGUCGGCGCAGUACGGAGGAGCUAGGGUGCUGGAGUCGGCGCCUGCUCUUGUGAUUGACGACUAUGAAUGGAACUUUGCAAAGGCAUUCCUGUAUUCGCUUACUGUUCUUACUACUAUUGGUUAUGGCAGCGUAGCACCAAGAACAGCCUUGGGUAAAGCAGUCACAAUAGGAUAUGCUGUCAUAGGUAUUCCUCUAACCUUAUUAUAUCUAUCAGUCGUUGGAGCCCUGCUAUCAAGAUUAGCCAGAAGUGUCUUCAGCAGGGCACUAUGUUGCUGUCUUUGCACAAAAUGUGGAUACUGUUGUCUCGACGAACGAACCAUGGCAAACAAGGAACGAAAAGAAAAAGUGAGACGACAUGAUGACUACAGAGGACAGACUUUGCACCUUCAAGAGCCGUAUUACGUUAGAUCACCAUCCGGCACUAUUAUAUCUGCGUCACAAGCACACAGUGUUAGCACAAAUUCUAUUAAAGAUAAAACACAGAGUCUCAGUUUUCUGAGAGAUUGUGAUUCGAUGAGUUGUACUGAUACAGAUUCCAAAGCAUCUUUGCGUGGAUUUUCAAUUUUAGCUCCAGUUUCUUUGUGUCUUGCUGCAAUAUUCACUUACAUCUUUUUUGGAGCCCUUGUUUUGUAUCAGAUAGAGGGUUGGAGUCCCAUAGAUGGAGUAUAUUUUUGUUUUAUGAGUCUCAGCACAAUAGGUUUUGGGCAUUUAGCUCCAGGGGCUACGCAAAAGAAUGGAGCGUCAUCUGGCACUGUCUGGUUUUGCUCAAUUUACAUUAUGACCGGGCUCGCUCUCACGGCUAUGUGCUUUAAUGUCCUUCACGACGAAAUAGUUCAUCGACUAAAACACCACGAAAAAGUUAUGAAAGCGACCACUCAGAAAGUUCUUACUCCAGAAUUUUUGCAUCGGUCUUGACGGGAUGAAAGUGGCAAUCUAACCGACGACACCGUGAUCAAUUCAGAAGGGGAAUCUUUACCUGAAGUGCUGAAUCACGUUCCUAAUUCAAGAUGGGAGGGGGGCGCCAUACGACGAUCUGUUUAUACGGGUAGAGAACAAAGGGAUCCUGAACGAAUGACCCCGAUGUAGAUAUAAAUAAUAUAGUCGCAUUAUUUGACUGCCGGAUUAUGUCACUGUUACGUCAAACUUAACAGUAUCGAGAAUACUAUCAAGGCAGUCUGACUAACACUUAUCUAUUUACUUUGCUGGCUCAACGAGACGCAAGGAUUUUGGCCUCAGGCCUCUGCGCCAACCCCCUGUCAGUCGGCUCUUUAGAAACAAUAAUAUAAUUGGAUAGAUACAGUCAACUGCACGUCAAGUUGCCCUGCAUGUAUUUGUAUGUCGCGGUAAUAGCGCCGACUUUGCAGUGAAUUUGGAUAUACUGACUGAUGCAGAAGAGUACCUAUACACUGAAAAUAAUGUGAUAUCUAUUGCCGUAACAAAUUAUUUUCAUGGUAGGUAUUCCAAUUAAUUGGCGAAUUCCCGACAUCAAUAAAAUUUUUAUCCCAUAAAUAUGCAUGGAAUAUAUUUCGAUAUUUUUGGUUAAAACUAUUUCGAAAUAUUUUAAAUAUGGAAUUAUGUGAAUGAGGAAUAUUUAUUCAUAGAAUUUUAAUUAUAUAUUUUUAUCUAUUGUUCAUUAAUUUUCUAUUGCUGUUGUAUUUUUGCCCAAUUUUGAUCAUACACCUUGCGUGAAUUGAAAUAAAUGACUGAUCAUAAACUUAUUAAAUUUUAAAUUUGGAUAUGGAAUAAAAUAUUUUACCAUAAAGUUUCGCUGAAAUUGAUUUUUCAAACCUUUUAAUUUAUUCAAAAUCUGAUUCCUCGUAUUCUUCACUAACCACAGACAAUUAAUUAUGAAUCGAGUGUGUUUAGACUAAAAUUAAAUAAUUUUAGAAAUUGUAUAAUUUGUGGAUUCAAUACCAAAUUAAUAUAGUUAUAUAUGUAUUAAAAUGUUGGAUCAAAUUCUGACGAAAGUCUGUACUAUUGAAGUCAUUAUAAUUUUGCUAAGUCAUAGUCAUAGUAAGUACUAAUAUGUAAAAUUUAGAACUAUGCCAAACUGUAUCAACUAAAUAAUUAGCUAAGGGCUGGUCUGCAUUAGUGUGAAGAAUUGUUUAAACAGCCUAUAGAAUUACAGAAAUAAAAUAAAAUAAUAAAA